This is a messenger RNA of Paraglomus occultum, 282 nucleotides long. The record is from the annotation of a GenBank genome assembly. Lineage: Eukaryota; Fungi; Glomeromycota; Glomeromycetes; Paraglomerales; Paraglomeraceae.
AAUCGUUGCUGGUCCUCCAGCGCACCCACUAACAUCUCCAUUGUUGUUUAUGAUGAAGCACUUCCCGCUUCAAUAGAUCUUGCAUUAAAAACGAAUGCCUCAACUGGAGGUUCAAUGCUCUGUUUAUUUUGUAUCGCGUUGGGCGAGGGAUGGUAUCGUGAAUACAUCGUCCCCCGCGGGGCAUCGGCGCCAGCCGGUUUAGCGCGGAUUAGAAUCUUAACCUCGAACAGCUUGUUCGUAGUGAUAAGUGACGAGGGAUAUAAUGAGGUUUUGAGACGAUAG